AUGGGUGCUGAUCUUAAAGCAGAAUUGUCCGUGAAAACUCCUGUUUUUGAUCUUAAGGUUUGGGAAGUAAUUGGAAUUGCAGUUGGAUUGUUUAUUAUUGUCAUCCUCUGUGUGCUCUCAUUUUGGCUUACUUCAAGGAAGAAAUCUAGAAAAGCCAGGGACAGGGUUCCUGUUAAUCACAUACCUACUAUCUCAAAGGAAAUCACGGAAGUGCGGGUUGAGCAAGUGCCGGCGAACGGAUUUGUUCCUCGUGAAGGAAUACUUCUUACAAUUCAUGAUAAAUCCAGUGACAAGGAAUCAGACAAAGUUAUGCUUCAUUUAGGUGUUGGGAAGAAGAAACACGGGGAUAGUGGCAGUCACUCGGAUUCAUUUCAUUACUUGGAGAAAGAUGGUGGAGGGUCACAAUCAGGGGAGGAAAUAAGCUCUGGCUCGGUUGGAAUGUACAUGCCCUCUUCUUCAUACCCUGUAACAGCUCCUUCACCUCUCUCUGGCCUUCCAGAAUUCUCUCACUUGGGUUGGGGCCACUGGUUUACUCUGAGGGAUCUUGAACUUGCCACAAACCGUUUUUCGAAAGAAAAUGUAAUUGGUGAGGGUGGGUAUGGAGUUGUUUACCGGGGACAGUUGAUAAAUGGGACUCCAGUGGCAGUUAAAAAGAUACUCAAUAACAUUGGUCAAGCUGAGAAAGAAUUUAGAGUGGAAGUUGAAGCUAUUGGCCAUGUCCGACAUAAAAAUUUGGUUCGACUUUUGGGGUACUGCAUGGAGGGGACUCACAGGAUGUUAGUCUAUGAAUACGUCAGUAAUGGAAACUUAGAGCAAUGGCUUCAUGGAGCUAUGCGGCAUCAUGGAUAUCUUACCUGGGAAGCACGCAUCAAGAUUGUUCUUGGCACGGCUAAGGGGCUUGCAUAUUUGCAUGAAGCAAUUGAGCCAAAGGUGGUACACCGAGAUAUCAAGUCAAGCAACAUAUUAAUUGAUGAUGACUUUAAUGCCAAGGUUUCUGAUUUUGGCCUGGCCAAGUUACUGGGUUCUGGGAAGAGUCAUGUUGCAACACGAGUUAUGGGAACCUUUGGAUAUGUGGCUCCUGAAUAUGCAAAUACUGGUCUUCUAAAUGAAAAAAGUGAUGUUUAUAGCUUUGGUGUUGUGCUAUUGGAAGCAAUUACUGGAAGAGAUCCAGUGGACUAUGGUCGCCCCGCACAGGAAGUUAAUAUGGUUGAUUGGCUUAAGAUGAUGGUUGGAAACAGGCGAUCAGAAGAAGUGGUGGACCCAAACAUUGAGGUGAAGCCAUCUACAAGGGCUUUGAAACGGGCGCUCUUAACUGCUUUGAGAUGUGUAGAUCCAGAUUCAGAGAAAAGACCCAAGAUGGGUCAAGUUGUGCGUAUGCUCGAGUCAGAGGAGUACCCUUUAGCUAGAGAGGACCGUAGGCAUCGAAGAAAUCAGGGGGUUAACUCAGACAUUGAAUCCCAUAAAGAUAGUUCUGACACGGAUGGGAGUGAGAUCCAGGGUUCUAGAUCAGCAAGUGGAAGAUUCUUGGAUUUGCCUACCCAAGAUGGGCAUGGCAGAGGCUGA
Messenger RNA from Sphenostylis stenocarpa, 1563 nucleotides. The record is from the annotation of a GenBank genome assembly. Lineage: Eukaryota; Viridiplantae; Streptophyta; Magnoliopsida; Fabales; Fabaceae.